CACGCUUAGAGCAAAUGCUCCUCAUCAUAUUCCAUGCAGCUCGACUGAGAUCUCAGAAGCCAGCACCAAGCAUCCCUGCGAGGAAAGCCACUGUGAGACCUACUGCGAGCUGACUGGAGUCGAGGUGCCCUGCUAUUAUUCAUUUUAGACAAAUCUAAAAACAUUUCCAUUCAAAAGUCAUGGGGGGAAAUAAACAUAUUACCUCAAAAACACAACAAUGAUCACUGGAUUUAAUUCGUUAAUUCGCGGGUCUUCAAUUGCGAGAGGCAUCUGAGAGGACAGGAGCUACACAACAGCUGGUAUUGUAAGAAAAUGGAGGAUUCACCAACAAAACAUCUGCUUGGCUCAAAGAAGCGAGUCAAAAUCCACCCGAACACAGUGACAGUCAAAUACGCCACUCAUUUCCCCCAGCCUGGAGACGAGGGCUAUGAUGACGCUCCAUCUUUUGAAGACUUCGGCUCAUUUGUCGAAGAGACCUCAGACAGAAAGAAUCUUACCGACAGCAAAUCGGGCAGGACUUUUUUCGGUGCGCUUGACAGUCGGUCCAAACCAACCGGGGACCAAAAAGACAAAGGGGUCGGAGGUCAGCUGCAGAGCUUCGGGGAGGCCUCCGUGUUCACCUCGCGUAUGACGUGGGCCGCUCUGUUCGGGGCAGCUCUGGCCCACGGCUGCGUGGCUCUCAUCACACGCCUGGCUGCCGACCGCUCUAGGGUGCCGUCGCUGGAGCUUCUCUUCAUCCGCUCGGUCAUCCAGGUGUUGUCCAUUGCGGUGGUGUUUUAUAACCAGGAGCCUCCCUUCGGCCCCCAAGGCUACAGACUGCGUCUUUUCUUCUAUGGCGUGUGCAAUGUCAUCUCCAUCACGUGCGCGUAUACCUCCUUUGCCAUCGUGCCACCCAGCAACGGCACCAUCAUGUGGAGGGCCACCACGACGGUCUUCAGCGCCAUACUGGCAUUUUUACUCAUCGAUGAGCGACUGGGCAUGACAGAUGUGGUGACGGUUGUCAGUAGCGUCUUCGGCCUCUGCUUGGUCAUGAUUCCCAACAUCUUAGGUGAGCACAGAUCUCUGGAUUUCUGGAAGGAGGCUUUCGGCUACACCAUGACGGUGAUGGCGGGCUUAAUGGCGGCCUUGUCCAUGAUCAUAUACCGCGCUAUCAAAGAGAAGGUGAGCAUGUGGACAGCACUUUUCACCUUCGGCUGGACCGGAACGGUGUGGGGAGUGUCAACUAUGUUCAUCCUGCAGGAGCCCAUCAUUCCACUGGACGGAGAGACGUGGGGGUAUCUAAUCGGCAUCUGCGUCUGCUCCACUGUGGCGUUCCUGGGGGUAUAUUAUGCCCUCAACAAGUUCCAUCCAGCACUGGUUAGCACCGUGCAGCACAUGGAAAUUGUUGUGGCAAUGCUUCUGCAGCUGAUUGUGCUCCACAUGGUUCCUUCAGUGUAUGACAUCAUUGGGGGCGUCAUCAUCAUCAUCAGCGUUGUCGUGCUGACGGCUGUAAAGCUUUACUGGGUGGGCAAGAGCAAAAGACAGGAGUAUGAAGAGAUCCUCGAUUCUCCGAUAAAGUGAACCAAUUACAAAGUUAUUGUUUUAUAAAUAUUUUUGUGGAGUUUGAUUUUUCAGGCCUUGAAUUAAUGCCACCUGUGAUUGAGGUUAUUGUGAAUCAAUGUGAAGUCUAUUGAUGAAGUGCCAUUGUGAAGUUGUCUUUGACUGCUGUAUUAUGUGAAGGUCAAAGAGGUUGUUGAUUUUUAUUGCCCAUUAUUAUGUAAUUAUCAUGCCAAACAUGUUUGGUUAUGUGCAUCCUAAUAAAUGUCUGCGCAGAGGAGCUGCAAUGAGAA
Messenger RNA from Megalobrama amblycephala (Wuchang bream), 1829 nucleotides. It is a transcript of the gene slc35g2a, whose product is annotated as solute carrier family 35 member G2a. The transcript is spliced from 2 exons. Gene Ontology annotation, cellular component: membrane. The coding region runs from base 313 to 1560 and encodes 415 amino acids. The record is from RefSeq and is a predicted model, not a curated record. NCBI's taxonomy places the organism in Eukaryota, Metazoa, Chordata, Actinopteri, Cypriniformes, Xenocyprididae.